Molecule: messenger RNA, 3760 nt
Organism: Plectropomus leopardus (leopard coralgrouper)
Lineage: Eukaryota; Metazoa; Chordata; Actinopteri; Perciformes; Serranidae
Gene: fancb
Product: FA complementation group B
Biological process (GO): negative regulation of double-strand break repair via homologous recombination; interstrand cross-link repair; positive regulation of double-strand break repair via homologous recombination
Cellular component (GO): Fanconi anaemia nuclear complex
Source: RefSeq, a predicted model, not a curated record
AUCUCAGUUGGCGCGCGUUUACGAGCGGUUGCUAUGAGACCAGACGUUGAACGCCGAUAAAUGUCUCUCUUACUGGUAAAUUUAGCAACAAGUCGUGCAUUUGUACACUUUUGUGAGACUUUUGUCACGAAAACUAACGUGAAGAGAAGCUGGGAUCGGACCUGGUAGGCACACGAAGCUGUUGCAUAAUGGAGAGAUUGCUGUCUGAAGAUUUGUAUCUAAAUCCCCAUCGGCUUUCCCUGUGUGGAAAGAUAAUCUUAUUUAACUGCAAACGAGCUUCAGCCACGAGUGACAGCGAAAGAAGUGAGUUAAUAUUCCGCAGCCUCUCAUUUGAACGGGAGGGCAGCACGUUUGUGAAGGCAGCUGACGGAGCAGCUGUCAUCGGCAGGAAAACAUCAGCGCAUGUGGAUAUUGUGAAAUGUAAAUGUGCCAUAAAUGUUCAGAGGAGAGUCACCGCCGCGUGUGUUUUGGUGACAAAGAAGAGUGAGACAGGAGAAAGCUUUCAGUAUAGUCUCCUCACACUGAGCAGCUUAAACAGAUUGGAGCCAUGCAUUGAGUUUAAGCUCCCAUAUCAAAUGAGGGAGAGUGUGUCCAUCCUGCAUGGCCCCACAGUGUUGUGGAGCCAUGCUGGUAAUGUCUUCUAUGCAUCUCUGCAAGCAGGAGAGGUGAGAAAGGUACCCAUUCACUUGUCCAACAUUGUUAUUGGAGAGCUUCCCUUCCACAAAGAGCAAGUUUUUGUCCUUGGACUGAAAACAGAACAGUGCUCGGAUACUCAGUCCACAAGCCAAACCCUGGGAUAUUUUGUCGAGAGUGGACAUGUGUUUGAUGGCACUUUGAUUCUUCCCAAUCCCUACAUUUGCAUCACAAGGUGCAUCCUGGUGCUGUCAGCAGAAAAAGUGGAUAACAUGCUGAGAUCUGUUUUGGUUUCAGCAACUUCUAAUCAGCAGCUGGUUUAUUUUGAGAAUGGCAUUGUGAAAGAUGUGUGUCAGCUCCCUUUUGAACAGCCUGAAAAUAUUCAGGUGGUCGACACAGGAAGAAAUGGCUGCCUGUUUGUCGUGUCCUUUCACCAGGGGCAUGUAUGUGCUGUGUGGAAGGAAACAUUUCAGGUAGCCUCCUGCUGGUCAGGUGUCAGCUCUGUUCAUGUGGAUGACUUCCUGGGAUGUGGAACAGACCAGAUACUGUUGGUUUUUAAGCACGAAGGCAAAACAGGAAAGCCUUUGGAAAAAUUCCUCCUCACUGACCUUUGUGGCAUUUCACAUUCUCAUGGUCAGGACAGUGAAACACCAAACACACUACCUCCUCCGCCAGAGAACAAUCUCCUCACUCUUCGAGCUUUAGAGUCUAGACUACAGAGAGGAUUGACUGUGCUUCAGGAGCUUCAACAAGAGGUGAGAGUGAAGGACAGAGUUCUGCAGCAGUCGGUCCAAGCCCUCACAGAUGCGGUCUCAGAAAGAGAGACUAUUCUUACAAAGCAUGAGCAGGAAGGCCUUAUUGCUCUGUGGGACUUUGAUGAGGAUGAGUCAAAGGACGAGGCCUUGGAUGAUGACAAGAUGGAAGACAUGCCAGCAGUGUCUUCAAAACCUCACGUUGACAAGCUGUGGCAUCGCUUCGCUGCGGAGCGAAUGGUUGUGGGAGUGAUACUAACUACUGACAGCUCAGUACCAGUGGCCGGUGUGAGCUUAUCCAUCCUGACAGAGACGGGUCAGAGCUCAACGCCUGCAGUCAUCCAGACCCAGAGCCAAGUGUUCUGGCUCCCUGCGCCCUGCUCCUCAUCAUCCUCCUCUGCCGCCACGUUCUCAGAGCCCGCAGCCAAAAGAAGCAAGCAGCACAAUGUCGGCAGACGCAAUGAUCUCAACACAUGCAGACUGGCUGUGACUGCUGUGACCAGGCUGACACCUCUGUUGAACUCUGGCAGUGUCAAGUGCCGUGUCGUGCUCCAUUACGUCCAGAGACAAGACGCACUUGCCCUCAUGAGCAACCCAACACCGGCUGUCUUGCAUUGUGGUCAAGUUCCUUUAGACAUCCACAGUGAUUUCCAGACCCAACUGUUAAAAAAUCCCGAAAUCAAAACAGAUGAGGUCAUGGAGGACUUGCUGAGUCUGAUGGCGGUGAUGGAUCACUGGGUGAUCCACAUAGACUCUCCGGAUCACAGCUUAGGUGAUAUAGAAGGCUGGAUUCAGAGAAGAGUGGGUUGUAAGAGGAUAGAAGUGAUGCCUCAGUAUCUACUCCUAAAAUCUUCAGGACCAUCUGCUCUCAUGCUGCUGCACUGGCAGCAGAUAACCCCUUUCCAGGGGGAGCUGUCUGUCCACUCCAGCCAGUUACAGAUGCUACAAUUCCUGGACUCUCUCUUGGCCUACCUCCCUGUAUCCUGCUCCAUCCAGCCUGUCAAAGGUACGCACGGACAGCGUGCAGCACAAAUAUUUUCUUUGGCUCUGGAGAAAGAGGUCGUGUCUCUCAGAGGAUGUGUGUCAUCGCUACUUUGUGAAGGAGAGGAGGAAGUGGAGGAGAGGAAGAUAAUUGGACAUGAGGAAACCCCUGAGCCAGGGUCUGCAGAGGGGCUCCAGAGGUGCAGGGACGUGUUUCAGCGGGAUGUGGAGAGGAGCAAGAUGAGGUUGAGCCCCCUGGUGGAUGUGAAGAGGUAUCGUGAGUUUACCCAAAACAUGUCCAAAGUUCAGCUGGAUGGAGAUUUAGCAGCUCUUUUAGACACUCAGAGAACUCUGCUUGGCUGAAAUGCUGCAGAUGUGGAUUAAAAUCCCAUCCCUAAAUCGGGACAAUUACUAAUAAAGAAAAAAGUCAACAUAUUAAUUGUGCAUCGUGUCAAGUGUAAUGACAAAAAGACAGUUCAUUAUGUAUACUCUGCACAUUUCACCUGUACUGACUGAGAGCUCCACCGUUGCUGGCUUGCUGUCUCUCUGCUGAGCUGUGUGUGUGUCUACUCGCUCAGAUUCUCAGGUUUUGUAUCUAUCUGCUGCCUCAGCCUAUUUCCACUGGAUAACCUCCUGGGUUUCACAGCCUUAAUCUGAUACUGAUGCGAUAUUGCUCAGUUUAUUCUUCUGUUCAUGUCCCUUUAAACCCAAGCGCUCCUUUAUGUGUGUCACCGUUCAGUAGGAGACCACUUUCAUCCUGGAGUGAAAAACUGUUUGUGUUAAUAAAGGCAAUAUAUGAUGGAAGAGCAACGGGGUUAUACAUCUGCUCGGCGACGAGAGUUGACUGAAAGCUUUUAGUGGUACUUUUCUCUCGUGGCUCAGUUAUUUUCCUGUUAAACGCUGUAAAUAGAAAAAGUCUCUCGCUCAGGCUGUCAGCACUGUUAGUCAAAAUGCAGUUUGUCCGAGUAAACACAAAAUCCUACUUCAAAGGGCCUCAGCUUUUCUGGAUACAUGAGGUCUGUGGCAGCUCGGCCAGUAGUGUUUGCUAAAAUGGCUGGUGAGGGUUUUAUUUUCUUCUCCCAGUGGGGGCUGAAAAAUGAGGAUGUGCAUUUUAUUUGCUCCGGGAGCUACUCUAUCUGUGUGUUGUACUGUAGUCUGAGGAGAGAUAAACUCUCCCCACUUUUACAUCUUUUAUAUGACUGCUUUAUUGCAAGAAACAGCUUCCACUAGACUCACCGCCACAGGACUCCCCUAAACAUAGUCAAAACAUAAUUACUUUGAAGUGAGAGAUUCCUAAUGUGUUGCUUUAUGAUAGCAAUGCCACUGUGGGUUAAUGAAAUGUUAAAGAAGUGAACAAUAUAUUUCUGUCUUGUUAGAAUGGAAAUAAAGCUCCU